This is a messenger RNA of Chlorocebus sabaeus (green monkey), 1566 nucleotides long. It is a transcript of the gene CD3E, whose product is annotated as CD3 epsilon subunit of T-cell receptor complex. Gene Ontology annotation, cellular component: external side of plasma membrane; membrane; alpha-beta T cell receptor complex. Gene Ontology annotation, molecular function: transmembrane signaling receptor activity. Gene Ontology annotation, biological process: cell surface receptor signaling pathway; positive thymic T cell selection. The record is from RefSeq and is a predicted model, not a curated record. Lineage: Eukaryota; Metazoa; Chordata; Mammalia; Primates; Cercopithecidae.
GCUAAAUGUCAUGCAUUUUUCAUGGCCCCUCCAGGUUUUGUCAGAGUCCUCUUGUUUGACCUUCUAGGAAGGCUGUGGGACCCAGCUUUCUUCAACCAAUCCAGGUGGAGGCCUCUGCCUUGAACGUUUCCAAGUGAGGUAAAACCCGCAGGCCCAGAGGCCCCUCUACUUCCUGUGUGGGGCUCAGAAACCCUCCUCCCCUCCCAGCCUCAGGUGCCUGCUUCAGAAAAUGAAGUAGUAAGUUUGCUGGCCUCCGCCAUCUUAGUAAAGUAACCGUCCCAUGAAAGAAAGAUGCAGUCGGGCACUCGCUGGAGAGUUCUGGGCCUCUGCCUCUUAUCAAUUGGCGUUUGGGGGCAAGACGGUAGUGAAGAAAUAGGUAGUAUUACACAGACACCAUAUAAAGUCUCCAUCUCUGGAACCACAGUAAUACUGACAUGCUCUCAGCAUCUUGGAUCUGAAAUACAAUGGCAACACAAUGGUAAAAACAAAGAUUCUGGGGAUCAGCUGUUUCUGCCGGAAUUUUCAGAAAUGGAGCAAAGUGGUUAUUAUGUCUGCUACCCCAGAGGAAGCAAUCCAGAGGACGCGAGCCAUCAUCUCUACCUGAAGGCAAGAGUGUGUGAGAACUGCAUGGAGAUGGAUGUGAUGGCGGUGGCCACAAUUGUCAUAGUGGACAUCUGCAUCACUCUGGGCUUGCUGCUGCUGGUUUACUACUGGAGCAAGAAUAGAAAGGCCAAGUCCAAGCCUGUGACACGAGGAGCAGGUGCUGGUGGCAGGCAAAGGGGACAAAACAAGGAGAGGCCACCACCUGUUCCCAACCCAGACUAUGAGCCCAUCCGGAAAGGCCAGCAGGAUCUGUAUUCUGGCCUGAAUCAGAGACGCAUCUGACCCUCUGGAGAACACUGCCUCCCUCUGGCCCAGGUCUGUCUCCUCUCCAGUCCCCCUGCGACUCCCUGUUUCCUGGGCUAGUCUUGGACCCCACGAGAGCAUCGUUCCUCGGCCUCAUGGCGAACUCACGCCCUCCAGCCUGAUCCCCAGCUCCCUCCUUCCUGCCUUCUCUGCUGGUACCCAGUCCUAAGACAUUGCUGCUGCUUCUUCCUUUGAAGCAUUAUCAGUAGUCACAUCCUCACAGCUGGCCUGCCCUCUUGCCAGGAUAUUUAUUUCUGCUAUUCAUUCCCUUCCCCUUGGAUGUAACUUCUCCAUUCAGUUCCCUUUUCUUCUUGCAUGUAAGUUGUCCCCCAUCCCAAAGUAUUCCAUCUACUUUUCUAUCUCCAUCCCCUUUUGCAACCCUCUCUGGGGAUGGACUGGGUAAAUGUUGACAGAGGCCCUGCCCCGUUCACAGAUCCUGGCUCUGAGCCAGCCCUGUGCUCCUCCCUCUCCCCAACACUCCCCACCAACCCCGCAACCCCCUAGCCCUCCACACCCGCACCCCCCCACUCACACCCCCACACUCCCCCCUCACCCCCCCCAUCUCCACUGUAGGCCACUGGAUGGUCAUUUGCAUCUCCCUAAAUGUGCUCGGCUCCUCUCAGCUGAGAGAGAAAAAAUAAAUUGUGUUUGGCUGAAAGA